Messenger RNA from Juglans microcarpa x Juglans regia, 1986 nucleotides. RefSeq names its product RING-H2 finger protein ATL65. Gene Ontology annotation, biological process: protein ubiquitination. NCBI's taxonomy places the organism in Eukaryota, Viridiplantae, Streptophyta, Magnoliopsida, Fagales, Juglandaceae. The record is from RefSeq and is a predicted model, not a curated record. Gene Ontology annotation, molecular function: transferase activity.
UAAAAAGACGUGGCUAAGUUUUAAUAAAAGUGUGUGUACUUGAAACUGACAAGUAAAUUCAGCAACGUUGACGUGUUGCCUCCCGCGAACCAAUCGACGAAAUCCAGUCAACCCCGUAACAUUAACAUUAAACUCGCCCAAAAGUAUCAACUCUCUUCCCCCCAUCAGUCCACUCAUCCAUCCAAACCACCAUUUCCACGAUCGUGCUGAUCACGAUGAUGAUGGUUCCGGCCGAGUCACCUGUUCAUGUUUAUCAUCCGUGGGCCCCGUCUCCUCCCUCCACCGCCACUACUGCUACUGCUUUCCUCAACCAAUCAAUGUCCCCCCCGCCCAGACUGCCGCUCCAGUUCAGUCCGCCAUUGAUCGCGAUGGUGGUGGUGGUAGCCGCUGCUUUCAUCGUCGUUACCUACUCCCGCCUCAUCUCGCGCCACGUCGUUCCGUCAAUCAUCCGUAUCAUCCGCCGAUGUAGGCAGUGGCGGCGCCGACGUGGGGCCCGGUCUUUCCUUCCGUCCUCCUCGGGCGACCUGGACUCGUUGCCCUACGACUCGCCCUUCUUCGAGGCAAGCGACGGUUUCCGCGUUUAUUCCCCGUAUGGUCUGGACGAGUCCGUCAUCAAGACCAUCCCGCUCUCAAUCUAUACUUCCAAAUCCAACAGAGAGCGCCGGGACUGCGUAGUGUGCCUCCUUGAGUUCGAAGACGGCGACUACGUCCGUACGCUCCCCUUCUGUUCCCACGCGUUCCACGUGGAUUGCAUUGAUAUCUGGCUCAGGUCUCACGCCAACUGUCCCCUCUGCCGCGCCGGAAUAUUCUGUUCGGAGUCUCCGUUUAUUCCACUGAUGGCAGCCAGAAUAAGACCGAGCCUCGACGACACGAUCUUGCGUAGCAUGACGCUGGAGCCUCUCACCGAAGCUUUGCCAGAGUCUCGCAGCUCAGUCUCGGAGAUAACGCCGUGCAUCGAAGAGCAGUCACCGACGAGGAACAACAACUACAAUUACAACCACAACUCGGAGGAUAGAUUCAACGGCCGAGAUUUCUUGUUGAAACGGUCGUACUCGUUCGGAUUUGAAAGGAGUAUGACAUCUGAGAGGAUGGUCAUGGAACCGGCAACAGCGUCACCUUGGCGGUACCGGAGAGGAAGCUUCUGGAACAAACGGAUGUCGCCUUUCGGAUCGUUAACGAAACCUCGGGUUUUCUCUUUCAGGUACUACAGAGGAAUGAAGUCGCCGUUCUUUAGACGGAGGGGAUUGUUUCCGUUAUCAGAGUCAAGGGUGAGGUUUACGGGCUCAGGAGGAGUUGGAGGAGGAGGAGGAGGAGGAGGGUGGUCAUCGAGGAGGAGCAAAUCGAUGACCAGCCCGAUGUUUAUGAGGUCGUCGGGGAUGGGGGCAGGGGCGUUCUCGUCGAGCCGGCUGAGGUGUGGGGAUCCCGAGGCGCUGCUGUCACCGGAAAGGUUCAACGGGAGGAGGUAGCAAGAGCGGGGAAAAGGACACGUGGAGGGGAUGAACGGUGAGAGAUGGAGAAAUGCAAAGCGAUGGGGACAGAGAGGUAUUAAUUGAGGGGGAGAGGGGGGAGAAGAGGGCGUUUAAUGAGGCGGUCUGGCAAUUUGUAGAAGCUCAUUAAUUUGCUGGGCUGAACAUUUAUUACAAAAUUGACGCGACCUAAAUAGUAAGGGCUCUCUCUCUCUCUCUCGCGUGGGAACGACUUUUUGGGAGAGGCAGGGGCUGUGGAAGCCUUCCUUUUAAUUUUCAGGAAGAUCGAUGGGGUUUUUCUUUCUUUCUUUCUUUCGGAUGUACCGACACAACCCCAUGUGGAAAGGAUGGUGGCGAGGCUGCUCAAUUAUUUGGUGAUGUGGGCGCACAGCCUUCCACCGGUCCAUCCUACAUCCUCUAUCUGCCUACAAGUCAAGAAUCAGAGUAAUAUUCCAUGUUGAUGUGUAGGAGACUUUAAUCUCUUCAUAACAAUUAUUUGCUCUAAAAUGAGAUUUUAGUA